Molecule: messenger RNA, 815 nt
Organism: Tarenaya hassleriana
Lineage: Eukaryota; Viridiplantae; Streptophyta; Magnoliopsida; Brassicales; Cleomaceae
Exons: 2
Coding region: 209-520 (103 amino acids)
Cellular component (GO): cytoplasm; nucleus
Source: RefSeq, a predicted model, not a curated record
UUUCAAGCUUUGACCGUCUUCCACGCGUGUAAUGGAUUCCACACACACAUAUAUAUGUAUGUAUACACACAGAUUCACAAGCACAUAUAUACGCACACAUACACCCAUAUUCCUGCUUAUACAACCUCUCUCCCGCACGCACAGAACCACAUAACUCAUUUGGAGCCUUUUUCCUUUUCCCAAAACAUCUUCUCGUUUCUUCUUGCCCAUGUCGCCGCCGGAAAGAACCACAAGCUCUGCCGCGGAAAACCGCCGGCAAACAAGCCGGUUACAGAGACGAGCUCCGCCGUUGAAAAUCACUCCGGUACCGGCGGGUGAAUGGAACGCCGCCAUCCCGCUCCUCUCGCCGCUCGCCGCCUCCCCCCCGGUGGCGGCCGACCAGAUUUCGUGGCCACCGUCUAAGUCACCGGCGGUGGAGGAUGCGACGGAGAAGACGCCGGUGUUCAAGAAGUGGCAGCACCCGGCGGCGCCUUUUUAUUACGAAACGGCGCCGUUUGUUCCGCCGUUUAUUCCCGUUUAAAAGAUGUAGAAGAUCUAACGGUUUAUGAUAUUUUUUUUUCUAUUACUAGGAGAGACCCGCGCAGUUUUUCGUUUAUUAUUGUUAAUAUAAAAUAUUUACUUUUUUAUUAUAAAAAAUAUUAAUAUUAAUGUAACAAAAAUAUUUAUCUCUUCGUACAGAAAUUCUAUUCUUUUGUUGUGCAUAACAAAAACAAAAACCAAAUGUUACAUAUAUAUACCAAAAAAAUCAACUAAUACAAGGUGUAAAAGAAAGUGAUGUUAUAUAGUAGAGAAACCCAAUAAUAUAUCAAAAAAGA